CCUCCUGCUCGGAGCUUUCAACAGUCCAGUCAGACACUCUCGUGUGUUACUAGGCAAGAACAACAUGGCAGAGACAGCUCCAGCUCCAGCUCCGGCCGCCGCGCCGGCCAAAGCCGCCAAGAAGAAGGCACCUAGACCGAAGAAGACCGGCCCCAGCGUCGGCGAGCUCAUCCUGAAAACUGUGGCCGCAUCCAAGGAGCGGAGCGGCGUGUCUGCGGCCGCCCUCAAGAAGGCUCUGGCUGCCGGAGGCUACGAUGUGGAGAAGAACAAGUCCCGCGUCAAGACCGCCAUCAAGUCCCUGGUGGCUAAGGGCUCUCUGGUCCAGACCAAAGGGACCGGGGCCUCCGGCUCCUUCAAGAUGAGCAAGAAGGCUGCCGAACCUAAGAAGGUCAAGAAGCCGGCCAAGAAAGCCGCUCCUAAAGCCAAGAAGCCCGCAGCGGCCAAAAAGCCCAAGACAGCGGCAGCUAAGAAGCCAGCAGCCGCUAAGAAGUCUCCCAAGAAGGCUAAGAAACCCGCAGCGGCCAAGAAAGCAGCCAAGAGCCCCAAGAAGGCUGCAAAGAGCCCGAAAAAGGCCACCAAGAGCCCCAAGAAGGUGGCCAAAAAGGCCCCUGCAGCCAAGAAAGCCCCCGCAAAGAAGGCAGCCAAGCCCAAAGUCAAGAAAGCAGCAGCCAAGAAGAAGUGAGCUGUCAUCAGUCUCAUCAACAAACUACUCACAAAAAGGCUCUUUUAAGAGCCACCCACACCAGCCUUGGAGAGCAUUCUGUUAUUUAUUGUAAAAUUAUUAUUUUUUUGAAAGUAAGACCUUACAAUCAACGUCACAGGACAGGUUUUCUUUACAUCAAAAGACGAGACGAAACAAACAAAAGAAAAAAGUGUAUUUUCGACUCUUAUCACUCGUGCAUUUUUCUUACCAAGUGGGUAAUACAAAUACCAUUUACAUCAGGGUAUAUGGGAGACUCUUCAAUUCAGGGCACUCCUGGAAUUUUGAAAAAAUAAUAUUCUUUAAACUUUUUAAAGUGUUUCAAAAGGUUUUAUUAAUUAGUCUGGAACAACGAUCUUAACAUAGCUUUGAUCAUACUUCAUGAUACUUUUGAUAUUAUGAUGCUUUUUUUCAAAAUUGUCACAGCAAAAUGUCAUACCAUCACAAAACACUGAUCUUAAUACAAAAUGAUAUGACAAGCAAAUUUUUCACAAUCAUUCCAGUAAAUACAACACAUGCUCUUUAAGAAGUAUGUUCUAAAUAUUUGUAAGUACAUUUAAAAUACAUUUUAACAACAUGUUCUCUCUAACAUUUUAAUAUAUUGCCUUGUACUUUUUUGUGCA
Molecule: messenger RNA, 1323 nt
Organism: Epinephelus moara (kelp grouper)
Lineage: Eukaryota; Metazoa; Chordata; Actinopteri; Perciformes; Serranidae
Product: histone H1-like
Exons: 1
Coding region: 65-682 (205 amino acids)
Biological process (GO): nucleosome assembly
Cellular component (GO): nucleosome
Molecular function (GO): structural constituent of chromatin; DNA binding
Source: RefSeq, a predicted model, not a curated record